This is a messenger RNA of Fusarium keratoplasticum, 3198 nucleotides long. Its product is annotated as Bifunctional cytochrome P450/NADPH--P450 reductase. Gene Ontology annotation, molecular function: FMN binding; flavin adenine dinucleotide binding; heme binding. Bases 1 to 3198 code for a protein of 1065 amino acids. NCBI's taxonomy places the organism in Eukaryota, Fungi, Ascomycota, Sordariomycetes, Hypocreales, Nectriaceae. Gene Ontology annotation, cellular component: cytosol. The record is from RefSeq and is a predicted model, not a curated record. The transcript is spliced from 6 exons.
AUGGCCGAGACAGUCGAGAUUCCAACGCCUGCGGGCUUGCCUCUGUUGGGGAACAUCAAAUCAAUUGACCCUGAGUUCCCAUUGGGAUCUAUGGUGUCGCUUGCUGAGCAGCAUGGCGAGAUCUACCGUUUGAAAUUCCCUGGCCGAACUGUCGUCAUCGUCUCUACACAAGCUCUGGUCAACGAGACGUGCAACGAGAAGCGGUUCAAGAAGUGUGUCAAUUCGGCACUUACUGAAAUUAGAGAAGGAGUUCACGAUGGACUAUUUACUGCGAAACUCGGGGAGGAGAACUGGGGCAUCGCUCACAGAGUGUUGAUGCCAGCGUUUGGCCCAUUGUCGAUCCAGCGCAUGUUUGACGAAAUGCACGACAUUGCCUCCCAACUGGCUCUCAAGUGGGCGCGAUACGGACCUGAUUCUCCCAUCAUGGUGACGGAUGACUUUACUCGCCUAACUCUGGACACUCUGGCCUUGUGUUCCAUGGGCUACAGAUUCAACAGCUACUACUCUCCAGUCCUGCACCCGUUUAUCGAGGCGAUGGGCGAUUUCCUCACAGAGGCUGGAGAAAAGCCUCGACGGCUGCCUCUACCCGGAAUCGUCUACCGCGAGCGCGACCGGAAGUACCAACAGGAUAUCGAAACCAUGAGAAGUACCGCCAAGGAGGUUCUCGACGCUCGAAAAGCAGGUGGAAGCACGCGGAAGGACCUUUUGACAGCAAUGCUUGAGGGCGUGGACACGAAAACCGGCAAGAAGAUGACCGACGAGAGUAUCAUGGACAACUUGAUCACCUUCCUGAUUGCAGGACACGAAACCACUUCCGGGCUGCUUUCUUUCGCUUUCUAUCAGCUUCUCACACAUCCCGAUGCCUACCAGCUUGCUCAGAAAGAGGUGGAUCAAGUGGUCGGCAAAGGGCCUAUCCAAGUUGGACACCUCUCCAAGCUCCCUUAUCUGAACGGUGUUCUCAGAGAAACACUUCGUAUCAACGCCACGAUUCCUCUCUUCACUGUUGAGGCUUUUGAAGACACUCUGCUUGGAGGCAAGUAUCCUGUCAAGGCUGGAGAGACGAUUCUGAACCUCCUCGCCAAAUCACAACUCGACCCCAAGGUGUUCGGCGACGAUGCAAACGAGUUCAAACCAGAACGCAUGUUUGACGAAAACUUUGCCAGGCUGAACAAGGAAUUCCCAAACUCGUGGAAGCCCUUUGGCAAUGGCAUGCGAGCCUGCAUCGGAAGGCCAUUUGCCUGGCAGGAAGCUCUGCUCGUCAUGGUUAUGCUCUUACAGAACUUCAACUUUGUUCUUGAUCCUAGCUACGAGCUUGGCUUCAAGCAGACGUUGACUAUUAAGCCCAAGGACAUGCACAUGCGGGCGAUCCUAAGAGAUAACCUUACACCGACGACUCUUGAACGCCGUCUGGCUGGUUUGCCUGUCUCCGAAACGAAAGAGGCAAAUGGGGUGAAUGGCAACUCUUCUGAUGCUAAAGACGGUGUCCCUAUGACGGUCUUGUAUGGAUCUAAUAGUGGAACAUGCGAGUCUUUGGCGCAGAGAGUCGCAACCGACGCCGCAGAGCACGGGUUCCACGUCACCAAAAUUGACUGUCUUGACACGGCGAAUGGAAAUCUGCCUUCGGACCAACCUGUUGUCAUCAUCACCGCAUCAUACGAGGGCCAGCCUCCUGAUAAUGCUGGACAUUUCGUUGCGUGGGUUGAGAAGGCUGACCAAGAGUCCAAGCCACUCAAGGAUGUCUCAUAUGCCGUCUUUGGCUGUGGUCACAAGGAUUGGGUGCAGACCUUCCACCGCAUUCCCAAGCUUGUGGACCGUACUCUUGAGCAGCUUGGUGCUACUCGGCUUGUCGACAUUGGCCUUACUGAUGCAUCUGAGAACAUGGUCUUCAGUGACUUUGAGGCAUGGGAGGAUAACAUCAUGUGGCCUGCUCUUGAGGCACGUUACAACGCCGAGUCUAAGAAGAGUUCUGCAGAAAAGGGAUUGAGCGUCAAGAGCUCUAACUUUAGGACUCUUACCCUCCGCCAAGAUGUCAAGGAGGCCACGGUUGUCGAAACCAAGACCCUCACGAGCAGCACCGAUGUUAAGUCCAAGAAGAAGCACAUUGAGGUGCAAUUACCCGAAGGCACGCAGUACACGGCGGGAGACUACCUUGCCGUUCUGCCCAUUAAUCCACAGGAAGUUGUUCGUCGGGCAUUGAGGAGGUUCAAGCUUCCAAUGGAUGCUCAUCUUGAGAUUUCGAGCAGUACGCCGACAGUACUCCCCACGGACACGUCUGUGUCAGCCCUGGAUGUGUUGAGCUCCUACGUUGAGCUUUCGCAGCCGGCCACAAAGAGGAACCUUCUUGCCAUUGCCGAAGCUGCACCUGAUGAAGCGACCAAAGCUGCUCUAACCUCCCUGUCCGAGGAAAGAUACGUUGAGGAGGUCGGGAACAAGCGUGUGUCGGUUCUAGAAAUCCUGGAACGGUAUCCCUCAGUUGAUCUACCUAUCGGAGACUUUUUGCAGAUGCUGCCAUCCAUCCGGAUCCGUCAAUACUCGAUCUCCUCAUCUCCACUGUGGAACCAGUCUCGCGCGACAAUCACCUUCUCCGUGCUCAAGGGGCCAGCUUUAUCAGGCCAAGGCACAUAUAACGGUGUUGCAACUUCUUAUCUCGACUCUCUGGCUGAUGGCGACACCCUACAAGUUGCCAUCCGGUCAUCGCCUGCUGCUUUCAGCUUGCCGUCAAACCCAGAACAGACCCCGAUAAUCUGCAUUGCGGCUGGAUCAGGACUUGCACCGUUCAGGGGUUUCAUCCAGCAACGAGCCAUCAUGAUCGAAUCAGGUCGCAAGCUUGCGCCAAGUCUGCUCUUCUUUGGGUGCCGCGCUCCUGAUCAAGAUGAUCUUUACCGUGACGAGUUCGACGACUGGCAGAAGCUCGGUGCAGUAGAUGUGCGACGAGCGUACAGUCGACACGGAGACGGGUGCAAAUAUGUCCACCACCGCAUCUGGCAGGACAAGGAAGAGUUUAUUGAACUCUGGGAGAAGGGUGCUACCGUGUAUGUGUGUGGUUCCAGGGCUAUGGCUGAUUCAGUAAGAGAGGUUAUGAUUAAGGUGAGGUCUGAGAUGGAGAAGAGAUCUGGGGGCGAAAUGAGCGUUGAGGAGGCGAAGAAGUGGUUUGAUGAGCAAAGGAAUGUGCGAUAUGUAAUGGACGUCUUUGAUUAG